AUGCUCACGCUAUUGAAUAAGAAUGGGGAGGAGAUUCGGUAUUGCUAUACUCUUCGGACUAAUAGUAGUUAUUUUUUCAGCGAUCCAGGAAAUCCCUCUGAAGGGUUGUCAACAAGAGGCAUUGACUUUUAUUUCAAAAUCCUUAACAUUUCCUCUGUUGUUGAACAUUUUUUGUCCGUGGGAACUAUUACAGGCAGAAUAUUAGAUAAAGAAUACAAGAAUUUAUUAUCAACAAAUCCAGUAAAAAAACGAUUUGAUCAACAAAUGAAUACGUUCGCGGGCAUACAAAAUGUAUCGGCUCUGAUAUUCUUUAAGAAAACCACCUUGUCCACUUUACCCGACGACAUCUCCACAAUUCUCGGCCUACCUUCUAAUUACCAUAGUACACCUUUCUUUACUACUGUGUCGAAAUACUUUCAAAUGCAUCCAAAUGAUAGCUUUCCCUUUACAGGUCACUUUUAUGUUGCUCCAGGAAGUUUUCUCCACGAAGUGCAAUCUGAAAAACGUUCGUAUACGGUUCUUGGGACUCUGGGAGUGGCUGGUGGUGCUAUUGGUAAGCUAAAAAGUCGAUAUUAA
Molecule: messenger RNA, 576 nt
Organism: Entrophospora sp. SA101
Lineage: Eukaryota; Fungi; Glomeromycota; Glomeromycetes; Entrophosporales; Entrophosporaceae
Source: the annotation of a GenBank genome assembly